AUGGCUGAAUCGAUCCCCGUUAUCCUCUGCGGCCGUAGAGUCGAAGUCGGCAAGCCCGUCUCCGAAGUUCUCCGCCCAGAAUACGAGGUCAUCCAUUUCAUCGCCUCUCCUGAGGCAGUGCACGCUGAGCUUCCGCUUCUCCUCUCAGGCCAGGACCCCCAGCCUGCUGUUACCAGUCCGAACGACGUGGGCACGCACGACUACAGCCGACCCCCGCGAGCAGUGGUAUUUGGUCGUGGUUACGCCCCAGAGUUCGUCCAGCAGCUCAAGGAGAGGUACCAGAGCUACUGCCCGGAACCUGUCGCCUGGGUUAUGGGAGAUCCAGCAACGGCGCCUACGGACCCUCCGCCGCCAGGGUAUGCAGAGGCCACAGCGAACACGAUCAAGAAUGUGCUCGCAACCUGGAGAGAGCAGGGUGAAAGGGAUGCUUUCCUGGUGUACUGA
Aspergillus nidulans FGSC A4 is the source of this 444-nucleotide messenger RNA. RefSeq lists its product as uncharacterized. Bases 1 to 444 code for a protein of 147 amino acids. The transcript is spliced from 2 exons. The record is from RefSeq and is a predicted model, not a curated record. NCBI's taxonomy places the organism in Eukaryota, Fungi, Ascomycota, Eurotiomycetes, Eurotiales, Aspergillaceae.